Molecule: messenger RNA, 2318 nt
Organism: Struthio camelus australis
Lineage: Eukaryota; Metazoa; Chordata; Aves; Struthioniformes; Struthionidae
Source: RefSeq, a predicted model, not a curated record
GAACAGCAUUAGAAGAAAGUUUCAAGGAAUACGGGAGAAAUCGAGAAGCGAUGCGACUUUGCCGAGAAGAUAUGCCAAUAUUUGGUCUUUGCCCGGCUCAUGAUGAUUUCUAUUUGGUGAUGUGUAACCACUGUAAUCAGGUCGUAAAACCACAGGCAUUUCAAUCACAUUAUGAAAGAAGACACAGUUCCUCUAGCAAGCCGCCUUUGACUCCUCCCUCCUCUUCAGUAUUUUCCCUCAUUUCAUCUUUCCCUUCAAAAAACAAAGGUAGCGGUGGAAGUGGGAGCAAUCGUUCAUCCAGUGGAGGUACUAGUGCAUCAUCAUCCAAUUCCAAGUUGUUGAAAUCACCCAAAGACAAGCUGCAGAUCAGUGGAAACAAUAGGCUAAUGCAUCCGGUACAGCACAGCAAAGUUCCCCAUGAUAAAAUCAUGACUCCAUCUGUCAAAGUGGAAAAGAUUCAUCCAAAGAUAGAUGGUGCCCAACUGAAAGCUGCUGUUGGUCCAACUUGUUCUACUACUGUGAGUUCCUCAAUAAAGACUGGCCUUAAUUGUCCCUCAAUACCAAAGCCACCCUUGCCUUCCCCUGGACAGAUACUGAAUGGUAAAGGUCUUCUCUCUGUGCCUCCAUUUUUGGAAAAGAAACCUGAAGAAAAUACAAAUAAUAGGAAAUUUUUACAUAAAAGAUUGUCAGAGAGAGAAUUUGAUCCUGAUAUAUACUGUGGUGUCAUUGAUGUGGAAACCAAGAAGCCCUGUACUAGGUCUUUGACAUGCAAGACACAUUCCUUAACCCAGCGGAGGGCUGUACAGGGUCGAAGAAAACGAUUUGAUGUGUUGUUAGCCGAGCACAAAAGCAAAACCAGGGAAAAGGAAUUUCUUCGACAUUCGGAUCAUCAUCAGCAGAUGCCCCCUCUCAGGGAACCACAUCCCUCACCUACUAAAACUUCCCAGGAGCUGCACCAAAAUUCUCAUGGAGUUACUCUUACAGAAUCAAAGCCUUUAUUACCUAAUAAACCCAAACCUCACCCCCCCAGUCUUCCAAGGCCUCCAGGCUGCCCAGCCCAGCACAGUGGAAAUGCCCCUAGCGAUUCUCCUUCUGUCCACGAAUCCCCUCACCCUCCCUUGCCUGCAGCUGAGCCAGCCUCUCGGUUAUCCAGUGAUGAGGGAGAAUGUGAUGAAAAAGAAGAGCCUGUUGAAAAACUGGAUUGUCAUUAUUCAGGUCAUCAUCCUCAACCAGCCGCUUUUUGCACAUUUGGUAGUCGGCAAAUUGGAAGAGGUUAUUACGUGUUUGAUAAGCGGUGGAACCAUAUUCGAUGUGCACUUAACUUCAUGGUGGAGAAGCAUCUGAAUUCACAGAUGUGGAAGAAAAUUCCUCCAGCAUCUAGUAACACGACAUCUGUUCGUGCACCACAUCGGACAAACUCAAUGCCUACUUCACAGUAUGGUGUCAGUGCAACAGGUUUCCUUUUACCCACCACGGUUAUGUCAUCGCCAGCAUUGGUAUCUCCUUCCUGUAUGUCUCUGAAUAAUAAAUCGGUACCAUCACAUGGAACUACACUAAAUGCCAAUCCUGCAGCUUUGGGUGCGGUGGAUCCUGUUUGCAGUAUGCAAUCAAGACAAGUGUCUUCAUCCCCUUCAACACCUACAGUGCUUUCCUCAGUACCUUCACCUAUGCCCAGCAAACCUCAGAAAUUGAAAUCCAGCAAAUCUUUUAAACCUAAGGAAUCUUCUGCUGGCAGUGGCACCUGUAACAGCACCGGCAGCGUCAGUAGCAGCGGCGGCUCAGGAAAGAAGCGUAAAAACAGUUCCGCACUGCUAGCACCUUCUCAUUCCACAGAGUCCUUUAGAAAAAACUGUGUGGUUAACUCUGGAAACUCUGGGACCUCCUAUCAUCCGUCGGUGACGUCUUCGUCCCACAGCGUUGGCCUCAAUUGUAUGACUAGUAAAGCUAACUCGGUUAGCCUCAAGCAUGACCAAUCAGGGAGGGGUCCUCCGACUGGAAGCCCUGCAGAAUCGAUAAAAAGAAUGAGUGUGAUGAUGAACAGUAGUGAUUCCACUCUCUCCUUAGGGCCAUUUGUUCAUCAGUCCAGUGAGCUGACUGUCAAUUCACACAGCAGUUUUUCACAUUCACAUACUUCCCUAGAUAAAUUAAUAGGAAAGAAAAGAAAGUGCUCACCUGGUUCGAGUGGCAUAAAUAGCAGCAGCAGCAAAUCAAACAAAGUUGCCAAAUUGCCAUCCAUGAAUAACGUUCAUGCAAAACACACUGGUGCAAUCCCAGGGGCACAAGGACUGAUGAACAAUUCUCUUCUUCAUCAGGUAUGA